AUGGCUCCAGCUAAAAUGCGUCGUCAUUUAGAAUCUGUUCACGGUGAACUUAAAGAAAAAAAUGUAGAAUUCUUUAUUCGAAAGCGUAACGAACUACUAAAAUCAAUAAACUGUAUGGCUCAAACCACAAAAACUAUGAAUGAAAAAGCGACCGAGGCUUCUUAUUUAAUUGGCUAUCGGAUAGCUCAACGCGGUGAAGCUUACACAAUUGCCGAAAGUCUAAUAAAACCUUGUACUAUGGAGAUGGUAAAAUGUAUGUUAGAUGAAAAAUUGGCAAAAGAAAUAUCUAAAAUCCCACUAUCAAAUGACACGGUAGCUAAUCGUGUCGAUGAUUUAGCAGCCGAUAUACAGAAUGRACUUAUUUUUCGUCUCAAAUCGUGCAAAUUUGCAUUACAAAUGGAUGAGUCUACCGAUGUAGCUGGGCUUGCAAUAUUAAUUUUYAUCGUUAGGUAUCAACACGAAAGCACAUUAUUGGAAGAUCUUCUUUUAUGCAAAUMUCUACCAACACGUAUUACUGGAGUUGAAAUAUUUGAUCUUCUAAAUUCAUUUCUUGAAGGAAAUGAAAUACCUUGGGAAAACUGCGUUGAUAUCUGUACUGAUGGAGCAAAGGCUAUGAGUGGUAYAAUUAAUGGAGCUGUACAGCGUAUUAAAAAUAUUGCCAGAAACUCUUUGAACAAAACCUUAUUGGAAGAAUUGGGUAAGUWAUGGCAAGUGUAUUAA
Diuraphis noxia (Russian wheat aphid) is the source of this 720-nucleotide messenger RNA. RefSeq names its product zinc finger BED domain-containing protein 5-like. The record is from RefSeq and is a predicted model, not a curated record. NCBI's taxonomy places the organism in Eukaryota, Metazoa, Arthropoda, Insecta, Hemiptera, Aphididae.